UGUACUGUUUUUUGUUUUUAUGUUAAUUUGCUGCUUACUUUUCUUUCUUUGCCCCCAGACUCUGCCUGAAGUCUAAUAUCCCACUUCCCUCCGUCAUCUGCUUCCAAAGCUUCCAACAACAUUCCCGGGUUUUACCCAUUCCGCCAACAAAUUAGGGUUUUCUAUCUGCCCUCAUCUCUGCUGAUUUUAGUACUCCAAUGUAGUGAUAGCCACCGCAGUGGCAGAUUCUUUUCAUGAAUUGGUUGUGAGUUGAAAAUGGUGAAUGAAGAAAUCCUGAAGGCGGUUUUCCCUUUACUGGAGGGUGUGGACCUUGCUUCUUGUAUGGGAGUGUGCAAGCGGUGGAGACAGAUAGCUCGAGAUGAUUUCUUUUGGAAGCGUCUAUGCGCCAAGAGAUGGCCCUCUACCUGCAAGCGACCUAACCCUCCCACUCUAACCUAUUGCAAGCUGUAUCAAAACUUUUAUAAGCGCCACCACCGUCGAACUCUUCUUCCACCAAGACUUUCCUUUGAUGACUUGGAAUUUUUCAUUGAUAUAUGGACUGAAGAUCGAUUUCUCUUUUCUGAAGUGAUCCCUGGCCCCGUUCUACAGAAAGGUACCAAAAUCCCACCACCAGGAGUAUGUGACAUGCUUAGAUAUCACCUGGAGGGUGCUGAGUACAAGAUGAAACUCCCUGUUGAACCAAGGUUUGCGGUUCCUCUGACCCAGACCGUGAGUGUUUCAGUGCUUGUGGAGCGCAAGGAUUCUAACAGGGUUGCACGUAUAAUUGAUAAUUCUAUGUUUGACUACAUUGAUCGAACAGCAUCUAGAGCCAUGGCAAAUGAAUACCUAGACUUCUCAGCGGUCUACCCUUUCACUUCGGGUAUCCGGGCAUGGAUCUCUUUGCUUUUCAUGGACAACGGAGAUGAAGGAGUUAUUGAUGUUUUUGGGAUUGAAAUGGAUUUCAUGGAUGCUGCAAACUCGAAGGAAGAGGUUUUGUGGCUAUUAGACAUGCUUGAUUGGAAGUGAAGGUUUCACUUGCAAGGCCAUUCAGAUAAUAAAGAGCGACCGAAUUGGAUGCAACAAUGAUGCUUUUGUCUUCCACGGUUUAGUUGACAUGCAGAGUCUGCAUAUGGAAGAAAACAGCGCAACGCUGUCAUGUUCAGCGUAAACACUUUGCUUCAGCGGUAUCACUUUCUUUCAUGUGUUGCAUAUUCGAAAUUUUGAAGUUUGUACAUGCUUGUUUUCUUCAUUACUGCGAAUAAAUUACGAACCUUCAUCUUUGCUCCGUA
Messenger RNA from Pyrus x bretschneideri (Chinese white pear), 1268 nucleotides. Its product is annotated as F-box protein At5g39250. The record is from RefSeq and is a predicted model, not a curated record. NCBI's taxonomy places the organism in Eukaryota, Viridiplantae, Streptophyta, Magnoliopsida, Rosales, Rosaceae. Gene Ontology annotation, molecular function: protein binding. Bases 256 to 1005 code for a protein of 249 amino acids. The transcript is spliced from 2 exons.